AUGGAAGAAACAUCUGGUCUUGAACCAUCCAGACCCGGCUUCAUCUUGGUCGACUACGCAGUCUUUGCUGCCAUGCUGUUGGUUUCCAUGGCCAUAGGGUUGUUCCAGGCCCUGAGGAAGAGCCCUGGUGGCACGAGCGUGGACGACUUCUUCACCGGAGGCCGGAGUUUGCCAGCUGUGCCGGUGGGGCUGUCACUCUGUGCCAGUUUCAUGUCAGCGGUUCAGGUUCUGGGGGUUCCUGCGGAGGCGUAUCGCUAUGGCCUUAAAUUCCUGUACAUGUGCCUAGGCCAAAGCAUCAACUCCCUCAUGACAGCCUACCUGUUCCUCCCGGUGUUUUAUCGACUUGGCAUCACCAGCACCAAUCAGUAUCUGAGGAUGAGAUUUGGCAGAAAGAUGCAGCUGUUGGGGAGUGUCCAGUUUCUUGUAGCAACGAUACUCUACACUGGGAUAGUCAUCUAUGCACCAGCCCUGAUCCUCAACCAAGCCACUGGACUCAACAUGUGGGUGUCUCUGUUCUCUACAGGGAUCAUAUGCACUGUGUACACUACACUGGGUGGCAUGAAAGCAGUGAUCUGGACAGAUGUAUUCCAGAUAGUUGUCAUGUUGUCUGGCUUCCUGGCCAUUUUCAUUCAUGGAACAGUCCUAGUUGGUGGCCCCGCGCUCGUAUUGGAGAUUGCCCACAAUGGAUCACGCAUUAAUUUUAAUGAUUUUGACUUCGAUCCACGAAGACGCUAUACAUUCUGGAGUCUGUCAGUUGGGGGAACACUGGUAUGGCUGUCCAUGUACGGGGUGAACCAAGCCCAGGUCCAACGGUACAUCUCCUGUAGAUCAGAGGGACAGGCCCAGUGGGCCUUGUUUGUAAACCAAGUGGGCCUAUGCUUUGUUGUGAGCAGCGCAGCCACCUGUGGCAUCGUCAUGUUUGCUUACUACAUCAACUGUGACCCCCUGAUGUCUGGCAAGAUCUCUGCCCCUGAUCAGUACAUGCCAUACUUGGUGCUGGAAAUAUUCAAAAACCACCCUGGCUUUCCAGGUCUUUUCCUUGCUUGUGCCUACAGUGGGACACUAAGCACGGCCUCCACGAGCAUCAAUGCCAUGGCAGCAGUCACUAUGGAGGACCUGCUGAAGCCUCAUUUGAAGAACAUGUCCCAGAAGAAGCUGAUUCUUAUUUCCAAAGGACUGUCAUUCCUCUAUGGGAUUGGUUGCAUCACUGUAGCUGCUCUUUCCUCCCUGCUAGAUUGGGGUGUCCUGCAGGGAUCAUUCACCAUCAUGGGAGUGGUCAGCGGUCCAUUAUUGGGUGUAUUCAUCUUGGGGAUGUUUUUCCCAGUUACCAACAGACCGGGGGUAUUCUCUGGAGUAUCAGUGGGUUUCUGCAUCUCCCUAUGGCUGGCCAUUGGCUCGACGCUCUACCCACCCAGUCAGGAAACCAUGGGGGUCCUGCCCAUUCCGGCCGGGAAAUGUGGACCCACUAACAUCACGGUCAUAAGCAUGGGUGCUGACGGACCCAUCAUCGUUGCAAAUCCUCAUCCAAAUCACCACGGGGUUCUGCAGAACUUGUAUUCCAUGUCCUACCUCUACUUUGGAGCUGUAGCGACCAGUUCGGUUGUACUGGUCGGCCUGCUGGUGAGCUAUGUGACAGGACCAACAAAGAGAAACACUAUAGGAGAUGGUUUGCUGUGGUGGGACCUGCACAAAAAGAAAGAAGGCAUCCCAUCACUGCUCAGAGUACGUUUGGUACUUCAGAGCAAAGCGCUGGACAUUAGAAAAUGUGAUGAAAGAGUCAACAGCACUCUGAUUGCUUUGAGAGCUACUCGAAGUAGUGAAAUAUUCAAUCGGCUAUACAAGAAGACGGUGCAGACUGUUGGAAUUCCAAACCAGCGACGCAAACGUACUCGUCGGACCUGGGAGGAUUUUGAGCUAGGUGUCAGUACGGAUGGGGACCAAGAGGACAUGGGCCCCAUGGAUUCCUACCGACAUCUCUUUUUCCAACUACUUGAUGGUAUUGUGCAGCAUAUGACUCAAAGAUUUCAAGACAUGAAGAAUCUAAGUUUUUUUCAUGCACUGGAUAAUGAGUUGUUUAAGGCGUACUCCCAGCAUGCAGGAUUCCCUGGCCGUGAGAUCUCUCAGCUGGUUGAGACCUACCCACUUUUUGAUGAACAGAGACUAAGAAACGAACUGCAUGUCAUAUAUGCGGAUGCCCUCUUUCACAAGCCACCAGCCGAGCUGCUGGAGAUGCUCAUAAAAGAUGAGCUGACCACUGCCUUAUCAGAGGUUUGCAAGCUGCUGAGGCUGAUGCUCACCAUACCUGUGACAAGCACAUCUGCAGGGAGAUCUUUUUCCUGCCUGAAAAGGAUUAAAACCUACCUAAGAAACAGCUGUGGACAGGAGAGACUUUGCCACUUGGCAAAGAUAUCAAUGGAAUCUUCUCUAACACAAGACCUGAAGUCCCGUGGAGAGCUAUAUGUCAGAGUCACUGAGCGUUUCGCCACAAUGGAGAGGAGAAUGAAUGAUUUCACUGAAAUCAUUUCAAAAACAGUAUGA
Molecule: messenger RNA, 2538 nt
Organism: Lampris incognitus (smalleye Pacific opah)
Lineage: Eukaryota; Metazoa; Chordata; Actinopteri; Lampriformes; Lampridae
Gene: slc5a5
Product: solute carrier family 5 member 5
Exons: 15
Coding region: 1-2538 (845 amino acids)
Biological process (GO): sodium ion transport; iodide transmembrane transport
Cellular component (GO): membrane
Molecular function (GO): symporter activity; protein dimerization activity
Source: RefSeq, a predicted model, not a curated record